Molecule: messenger RNA, 1022 nt
Organism: Leguminivora glycinivorella
Lineage: Eukaryota; Metazoa; Arthropoda; Insecta; Lepidoptera; Tortricidae
Product: elongation of very long chain fatty acids protein 7-like
Exons: 5
Coding region: 87-869 (260 amino acids)
Biological process (GO): sphingolipid biosynthetic process; fatty acid elongation, saturated fatty acid; fatty acid elongation, polyunsaturated fatty acid
Cellular component (GO): endoplasmic reticulum membrane
Molecular function (GO): fatty acid elongase activity
Source: RefSeq, a predicted model, not a curated record
AUGGGAUACAGGCGUGAUUGUAUGUAUGUAUGUACUGAAAAAAAUGUUGCAUUAUUUUGUUACAGAUCACAAUAUAAUCAAACACAAUGGAGAACAUGACAACAUAUAGAAACUUAUAUUGGGAUUUGAGAAAAAGUUCAUACCCGGAAAUCGACCAGCUACCCCUGAUGGAAAGUCCAGGGACCAUGCUGGUCAUACUGACAGCUUACUUGGCCUUCGUCCUGCGAGUCGGGCCCACUUUUAUGAGAAAGCGGCAACCUUACAAGCUGAAGACGACGUUAUUGUUGUAUAACGCUGUACAAGUAGCGAUAUCUGCGUAUUUAGUGCUAAUGUUUGUCAGAAAUAUCCUUGAGUUUGGUCUUAUUCCGAAGACAUGCCACAUGACACACGACUAUUCUCGUAAACAGAUAAUAACCAGCACAUGGGUAUACCUCAUCGCCAAAACCACGGAGUUAGCCGAUACAAUAUUCUUCGUUCUCCGCAAAAAGGACCGGCAAGUCACAUUCCUCCACAUAUACCACCAUACAAUCAUGGUGUUAGCCACGUGGGGGAUAGUGAAGUACUGGCCGACAAACGCUCUGAUGUUCGCAGGUUGUGUGAACUCGCUGGUGCAUGUGGUUAUGUACACUUAUUACGGAUUGGCGGGCCUUGGGCCGAGUGCGACCAAGUAUUUGACGUGGAAGAAGUAUUUGACUACGUUUCAGUUGGUACAGUUCGUUUCGGUAAUAAUGCAGUACAGUACAGCAGUAGUCGUCUCGGACUGUCCUCCACAGAAGUCCUUCAAUAUCUUCGUAGUCUGCAAUACAGCGUUCUUCUUACUGCUCUUCAGCCAGUUUUACAUGAAAUCAUAUUUGAAGAAGAAGGAAUAACAUAAUAAAUAUAUGUGUAGUUUAUUUAGAUAAAACAAAGACAUAGAUAUUGUCCAAGGAUUAUUUAUAUAAGUUUUACAAUUUUAAUACUAAGAAUCGUACCUUCAUUUUUUUAGCGCCAUCUAUUGAAUACUAUCAUAACUACACUACUGA